This is a messenger RNA of Solanum pennellii, 1016 nucleotides long. Its product is annotated as 2-oxoglutarate-dependent dioxygenase AOP2-like. Bases 22 to 969 code for a protein of 315 amino acids. Gene Ontology annotation, molecular function: dioxygenase activity. The transcript has 4 exons. Lineage: Eukaryota; Viridiplantae; Streptophyta; Magnoliopsida; Solanales; Solanaceae. The record is from RefSeq and is a predicted model, not a curated record.
CAAAGUAAAAACACAUUAAUUAUGAGUGAUUACAAAAUUCCCAAAAUUAAUCUCACCAAAUUAGCCAAGCACUCAAAUUCUUGGGUACCAUUAUGCAAUGAGGUUCGACAUGCCCUUGAAGAACAUGGUUAUUUUAUAGCACUAUAUGAGGAUGCUAAUAAUAAAAUUUCGAAGGAAAUAUUUGAUGUAAUGGAAGAAUUAUUCGAUCUCCCCAUCGAAACAAAGAGAAAAAACACUUCAGACAUAUACUUCUAUCGUUACAAAGGCCAAUUAUUAACCGCUCCUCUUCACGAAAGCUUUGGAAUCCCACAUCCAACUGAUGCUGAAGCACUUCAAAGCUUCACUACACUUAUGUGGCCACAAGGCAACCAAAGAUUUUGUGAAACAAUGACAUCGUACAUAAAGGUAGGAGCAGAAAUAGAACAGUUGGUUGAUAAAAUGGUGUUUGAAAGCUACGGAUUACCAAAAAAGCACUAUGAAUCUCAUGUUGCAGCUACUACAUACCUCCUCCGCCCUACCAAGUACAGAGCAGCACCUGCUGGGGCGGAGGACGGUAUUGGUAAUGUAGGUUCCAAUAUACAUACAGAUAAAGGCUUCUCAGCGGUUCUAUUUCAGAAUCAGAUAAAUGCUUUGCAAAUCGAAACAAAAAGUGGGGAGUGGAUACCUAUUGAUGUACCUCCAUCUGCCUUUGUCUUCGUGGCUGGUGAUGCUUAUGAGGCAUGGAGUAAUGGAAGAAUAUAUUCACCGAGACACCAAGUGUUGAUGAAAGAGGAUAAAGAAAGGUAUACAUUGGCGUUAUUCACAUUCAAUAAAGGAAUAACAGAUAUACCUGAGGAAUUGGUGGAUGAAACACAUCCUAUACAAUACAAGCCUUUUGAUAAUUUUGAUUUAGUUAUGUACUACAGUACUGGUGCUAGCCCCAUGGCUUAUGGCACUGCUAAACCUUAUUGUGGUAUUAAUGCUCAAUAGCUUACCUAUUUUAUUAUAAAUAAUAUGAGUUCAAACCAGUUUUAAGA